Molecule: messenger RNA, 9314 nt
Organism: Rhea pennata
Lineage: Eukaryota; Metazoa; Chordata; Aves; Rheiformes; Rheidae
Gene: GAB2
Product: GRB2 associated binding protein 2
Exons: 10
Coding region: 74-2116 (680 amino acids)
Biological process (GO): signal transduction
Cellular component (GO): cytoplasm
Molecular function (GO): transmembrane receptor protein tyrosine kinase adaptor activity
Source: RefSeq, a predicted model, not a curated record
GAGCGCUGGCUGCGGCGGCGGCGGCGGCGCUGAGCUCCGCCGCGCUGCGCGCGGCUCCGCGCCGUGCUGCGCGAUGAGCGGCGGCGAGGUGGUGUGCGCGGGCUGGCUCCGCAAGUCCCCGCCGGAGAAGAAGUUGCGGAGAUAUGCAUGGAAGAAACGCUGGUUUGUCCUGCGCAGCGGUCGGAUGAGUGGUGACCCUGACGUGCUAGAAUACUACAAAAAUGACCACUCUAAGAAACCCUUGCGUGUGAUCAACCUCAAUUUCUGCGAGCAAGUGGAUGCCGGACUGACCUUCAACAAGAAGGAGCUGCAAGACAGCUAUAUAUUCGACAUCAAGACGAGCGACAGAACCUUCUAUCUGGUGGCUGAGACAGAAGACGACAUGAACAAAUGGGUUCGCAGCAUUUGCCAGAUCUGUGGCUUCAACCAAUCUGAGGAUAACACAGAUACCCUGAGGAGUAUUGCCUCCAUGAACCAUGCUCCACGUUCCUCCCCAGCUGAGCUGAGCGGCUCCAACCACCAUCUGCUCCGAGACCGCAAGUCCUCAGCACCGUCCCAUUCCAGCCAGCCCACCUUGUUCACUUUCGACUCGCCGGCCAACCACAUCCAGACCACCCUGUCUGCCAGUGCCCCUCAGGACUACCUUUUCCUGCACCAGUGCAUGAGUAGAAAAUCAGAAAAUGCAAGGAGUGCCAGUUUCUCCCAAGCCACAAGAUCCUCGUUCUUCAUGAGGAGCGACACAGCUGUUCAGAAGCUCUCCCAGGGCAAUGGACACUGCAUGAACGGGGUCAGUGGGCAGGUCCAUGGCUUUUAUAGCCUACCAAAACCCAGCCGGCACAACUCAGAGUUCAGGGACAGUGCGUACGACCUCCCACGGAGCUUCGGUUCCUACACCCACACCAAGUCAAGCCUCACAAGCUCCGAAACAGAUAACGAGGAAGUCUAUACCUUUAAGACUCCCAACAACACCCUGUGUAAGGAGUUUGGGGAGCUCUCCACAGACUCCUACGACAUCCCUUCCACUCCUCUCUCCAUCUAUCAGAUCCCCAGGACAUUUACACUGGAUAAGAACCACAAUACUCUGGCCGUGGCUGCCAGUGACUCACCUGCCGCGCCACCCCCGCGGCCCCCAAAGCCCGGGCAGAUGGAGCCACGGUGGGGCAGCCCACCACAGAGACCCCAGGCCAACGAAAGCUUAGGAUUGGUGCCCUUGGCAGCCACGAUUCCCAGGAGGAACACAUUACCAGCGGUGGAGAACAGCAGGCUACACAGAGCUUCUUCUUGUGAGACAUAUGAAUAUCCCCAGCACGGAGGCAGCAGUGCUGUGCAGUCAGUUGAGUCUAUGAACGAUGGGUACAAUUCCUACCUGCAAGCUAAGGCUGCCGUGGCCCGCUCACACAGUGCCGAUUCCGAGGACAACUAUGUUCCAAUGAACCCCGGUUCAUCAUCACUGAUCCACACAGAGAAAGCCAAUGACAAUGCCCAAAAUCUCUACAUCCCGAUGAGCCCUGGGCCACAUCACUUCGACUUAGUAGGGUUGUCCUCGAGCACCCUCCCAGUGCAUAAAGGAGGAGCCAUGACACAGUGCCACAGACGGUUGAGUGAGAUCCAGCCCCCACCAGUCAACCGCAACCUUAAACCCGACCGGAAAGCAAAACCAUCACCUCUGGACCUGAGGAACAACACAGUCAUUGAUGAGCUUCCCUUCAAAUCACCAGUCACUAAAUCCUGGUCCAGGCCUACUCAGACUUUCAACUCCGGCUCUUUGCAAUACUGCCGCCCUGUCUCCUCGCAGAGCAUCACCAGCACUGACUCAGGAGACAGCGAGGAGAAUUACGUGGCAAUGCAAAACCCCAUUUCUGCUUCUCCUGUUCCUAGUGGCACCAACAGCCCAGCACCUAAAAAGAGUUCAGGGAGUGUGGAUUAUCUGGCUCUAGACUUCCAGCCAAGCUCGCCAGGACCACACAGAAAGCCCUCCACCUCAUCGGUCGCCUCGGACGAGAAGGUUGAUUACGUGCAAGUGGACAAGGAGAAGACACAGGCCCUGCAGAGCACCAUGCAGGAGUGGACUGACGUGCGGCAGUCCUCAGAGCCCGCUAAGAGCACGAAGCAGUAGUGCCAGCAGCGGCCCAGGAUGGGCAUCUAGACAGGCAAAUGUCCAAGCAGUUUUCCCGGGCUGAGGCACGGGAACCCCAUCUGGGGUUGCCAGCGCUGCUUGGGCUAGUUUCUAAGACUGUUGUCUGCAGAGGGGAGGGGGUCUUCAUUAUUUUUUCCUUUAAGACACAAUGAAACUUAAUUUCAGGGGAAGACUUGGCAGAUACUGUUUGCCAGUGAUAAAGACCAACUACGUUCGGUGGCUAGGUUUGUGCUUUAGCUGCUGGUUUCACUAUCCAGGAACUUUAACUUAGCAAUAUCAGGUUUUGCCCUGCACAACUUUUGCUUAUAGCUAUUAAAGCCACCUUGUAUGUGCGAACGCUGCAGCAUCUCUCCCCGUCUUCUUACAAACUGUACCCUCAAACUGUGCCAUGCGGGUUUGGCAGCAUCUCUCGUAGGACAUCAGUUCCGUAGCUCAGAUUCCCAUGACCCCUCCAUAUGGUCACCUUCUUCUCUCGCCCCUCCUACCGCAUCCCAAAACUGAGCAAGGACCAUUCCCAUAUGUCUUUACUUUCCUUGUCACAUUUCUUGUAAAUAAUGAUGUGUUCAAAAUGUCUGUGAGCUAUUUUUUCUCCUGGUGGGACAGCCCCCAUGUUUAUGGUUGUGAUUCUUAACAGUUAGGAGCCCGAAGAGUAUCCAAACCCACCAGCUGAGCUGGCUCUGAAGUCCAGAACUCAUGCUUCACCAUACAUGCACAAGCACAUCAACACAUGCUCACGCACACAUGCAUGCACACAUGAAGCAGCCAGCUUUGUUGGAGUGUCUUCUUCUUCCACUGAUGCUUUCCAAGGUCUCUCAAAGACAGUGGAUUGGAGAGAUUAGCUUUUGACUGCAGAAUUUAAAUUCUGACCAUUGUCUGUUUGAAGCCAAGUACCCGUGAAUCUGGCCCUAAGAAUCAAAUUUUGCCCUUCAUGGCAACAAGAGAAGCCCAUAGAGGGAGAGUCCUUCAUCUGUCGCCAUCAUGAGAAGCUCUGCGGUUGACUACUAGGAGCAGGAAGAGGCUCUGGAGGCUCUUGUGUAUUGUGACUGGCAUGAGGAUGAUCAAGAGGAAGGGGGUGUGAGGCUGUAUGUGAGGACACGGAAAAGGCAGAUGCUGUGCUGGAGAGGUCAGACUUGGGAAAAGGGACCAACGGGGUGUUUCUUGGAGGAACGGAGCAAAGUAACUGAGAUGUCGAACUGUGGUGAAGCCUUAGGCUUGGGAAGAGGCUGUACAGGAGAGUCGAGGCAGAGCGGGCAUUUGGGUGUUUUCAUGUAAGCUUUGAUGUUGUGCUAGGAGUGGUUUGUGCUGGGUGCAAAGGGCUGAACUAGGUGUUUUCUCCCCAUCUUUAAUUGCAACUAUUCUGUUGUUUCUUCGACACAGCUAGGCGGCUUGCUGUUGACAACCCUGGACUCCAACUAAUGACAGGAGCCUGCUGUUCCCCCUCCCAGCUUGCUUGACAUAUCCAGGCUUUGGGAUUACUCCCUGAGCAGCUGCUGGGCUCAGAGAGUCAAGAGGGAAGAGGCAGAGAUAGUAUUUGCAGAGAUAAUAAUUCAUGAUCUCAUAAAAACAGGAAGGACUAAUGAUUGUCAUGUAGCACCGUGAUUGCCAGACUGUGAGCGUGGACACGGAUAAACAGGCUGACCACGAACUGAGAGCCAGACAAGAGACACUAGUAAGAUUAGGUAAUAAUAUUUAUUAAAUAGCUUGGACCAGCUAUUUUUUCUUCAAGCUGAACCCCUCCCAAUGCCACUGGCUGGAAGUUUCUCCAACACCACCAAGAAAAACAAACAUUAAUGUUCAUUAUUGAUACUUAGGCUUUAACAUGUCUUUUAAUCUUGGCCUGAGUUUGGAAAGAGCCAGAUAUGACCCACAUGGGCCUAGGACGCCAAUCCCUUUAGAGCUGGAUGCUGCCUUGCAAACUAAUUCUCAGAUUUCCAGUUUAGAUCUUCUCCCUUACUGUGAAAGGGGAGGAUAUUAGUGAAAAAGCUCUGGAUGAUCUUUUAGCACAUUGCAAUGUUGGCCUUUUACAGGAAUAAUAAAGCAAAUAUCUUAAUGCUCAUGAUAAAAAUAAGAGUCAUCUGGGAAAAAAAAAAAGUGGGAAAGAUUUAGCACAGCCAUAUGCUUUCUGAAGGUCGGGGAGUGUGUUACAGCCUGCAAGGGCCUUUGCCUCACAUUGAGGGCUUGCACGCUUACACAGUGAAGUAAUACAAUGAAGAGAGUACAGUACUUUGUAUUACUAUAACCUCUUUCAUCAUCACAUCUCAGGGGAGACUAAACAUUGGGCCCAGUUCAGAGCCCACUGAAGUCACCGCGAAGCAUCUCAUGAAAUUCUGUGAGCUCAUUAAAAGGACAUGGACAGACCGUCUGGUCUUGGCAUCACAUGGGUGCCUGAGAAAAGGGGAGAAUAAGCAGAAGGAGAAGCUGAGCCCACCGGCCUGCUUUACGUUCACCUAACUGAGGGCACUGGGCAAUGCAACACCGCCAACAAAAGCACCAUCCCUGCUGAAAUGCAAAUUUGACUUCAGCAGGAAGCCAGUUUUCCUAUUUAAUCUUCCAAAGUAUUAUGAUGACCCUUCCCAAAGGAAGAUCAGAUUGGGGAGAGGGGUUGCAACGCAUGCUCGCUGCCCUGUAUUAGUACAUGUAUUUACUCACCUCAUGUCACACCGAAAUGCAGCCACCGCUGGUGUGGAUUACAGAAGUAAUUUAAGGGGUAGCACCCAAUGCUGCUAUUUGGGCCUCUCUUGGUAAAACAACGCAAUUACUCUAGAGAGUAAACUGAGUCCAGCUCCAGGCAAAAAUGUGCUAAGCCAGACCUAAAACCUGGAGUAAUCGGAUGAUAACUUGUGCUCAAACUGAGCCUUUUUCUCUGCCCAUGUGACUCGCUGCCUCACGCACGUAUCCAGUAAUUUGAGGCGCGAUCAGAAAUUCAUUUCCCCUUUGCACGAACAAGGUUGAAAGGAGAGGAGCUCUGGAACUGCUGAAUAAUAUUUGUCUGCUGUAUCCUAAAAGCAGGGAAGGAAGGGGGAAGCAAUGUUUAUUUCUGAUGAUACAGCGACUCGAUGGACAAAAUAACAAGUGGGAUGCUGUCUGUUGAGCCGAUGUCCUUCAGUUGUGGGAUCGGGUGCAUGCAGUGCACUCCCAGAUCCAAUCCAAGGGGGUAAACGAGAACAAGAGAGCCCUUCCUAUUACUGGAGGAACUAGUCUUUUUCCUCUGUGUCCCCAUUUGUUCAUAGGACAGAAGCUGUCACAUACAAGGCGUGGGAUAUCUCUUUUCCCUGGCUGAAAACUUCUGAUGAUUUCCAUAUUAAACUCUCCAAAUGGCAGGAUUGCUUUCAUGCGCAUCCCCGAUAACUGGCCCUUCACAUUUAGCAAGCCAAAGGAUCCCUAAAAUAACUACUUUGCAACCACUAGUUGCAGUGAGGUCUAUAUUUUCCCCUUCACAUUGGUCAAAAACAGACCUUCUCCUCUGUUUUUUGCUGCCAAGCACCAAGCAUGUGGCUCCUACACCAUGCACCCUGUGCAUUGCACUGCCUCAUCCCUAUAGACAUAACUCUGCCAGCCCUUCCCAAGCCCAAAAGCAGUCAAGUAAUCAAUGGCUGCAGUAGAAAUAGUCAUUUCUGCCGGUUGCUGAGCUGAUUACACCAGUCCCCAAUGAUUAAUGUUUGUGAAGUAUUUAGCAUUAAACCGUAUUGAAAAGCUGCUGGUUUAAUUACACGGACUGCCAAGAACUUUGUCCUGAAGGCAUUAAGUUCAUCGCAUCCACUCUAUACUUAGAUGCUCGAGUAAGACUGUCUCUUUUGUUAGAAAUAGGUAUUUUAAGAAGCUGAGAACAUUGCAAAUGAGUCAUCUGCAUUGCAAGCAAAAGGUCUGCCUUGAGUCCAUACGUCAAAGCCUGUUCUUCAGCUGGACAGUCCCGUUUAAGUAAAGGGAUGUGUAUGUAUUUGUGUGUGUGUUCACAGACAGAGGUUGAGUGUUUGACAAGCAUGCUGACCUUUGCAUUUACUUUUUCGAAGUGUCAGGACCAAGGCACAAAGCUUUCCCCUCUUUCAAAGCUGGUGCUUUUAGAGGCAGCAUGUUUCCAGAAGUGUGUGUCCCUUUUUGUGAGCGACUGACUAUUGCUCCCAGCUAUUCUGGCUCUUCAAAUGUCUAUGAGCUGCCUUGUAACCAAUUUGCUCAGAAUUGCCACUCUAGUGCUUGAUGGGAAAUAAAUUUCCUGCUAUAAAUGGAUGCCAGACUUAGGCUUAGUCUGAAGUAGGAGAAAGAAUGUGCGUGAGCGGACUGUGCAGGGGCAAAGCUGAGUGUUGGACAGACAGAGACAAAUCGGGAGCCAGCACCAAAAAGUGACUAAGGCUUGGGGUUGCAGAGGGCUAAUCAGGAUGGAUUUAGGAUACAGGGCCACUAGCCACUGAAGAGGGAGCAUGAGACUGGGAGGAGAUAAAGAGGAGAUGUUUGCCAGUGAGGUUUGAGUCUGGGUCUUUGCACAAUCCAUCCUUGGCAGGACUUACAAGUCAGAUUUAAACAGAAUGUUUGUGGGUUGUGGAGAGGAGCUUCUGAUCACUAAAGGUCAUGUGCUAACUCAAGGGGAGUGCUCCAUGCGCUCUUAGGCUUUACCCAGGGUGAUGCAGCUUCUGGUGGCCCUGCCUGACUCGCCUGGAUUGGAUAGCCCUGCACCCAAGGCCGUGGCACUCCUCUCCUGUUGAGGAGCCCCAGGACAUGCGCCCCAGCAUGCAGCUGUGCAGCAGAAGCCCUCAGAGAGAAGUGUUGGGGACCUAAAGCCCAGGCAAAGAGCGUGGUCAGAUCAAUGCUAAGGGGGCAAGGGCUGAGCCCCACUCUGCAUGCAAGAUCUGGGAGAGGGUGCCCUCCCCUACAUCUCUCUUGGGCUGCUUGGCACGCAGCAGUGUGACAAGCACAGGAUGCCCAGAGAGGCUGUGCCUCUCCACCCUAGGAGGCUUGCAAGACUCAGCUGGAACAAGCGCUGAGCAAUGGUGUCAGAUUCCAUCACUGAUCCUAUUAAAGCAGGAGGUCGGACUAGGGACCUCCUGAGGAACUCCUAGUGUCAUAUUAGCAUUCUAAUCAGGGCCAGGGCCUCUUCUCCAGCUAUGAAGCCAAAUGGCAAUGCACAACUCACAUAACUAAGGCUAAACAUGCUGCCAGCAAAAUGGCCUAAUCCCCCCCCCACCCCCCCCGGGACAAUCCCUUGGACCUGGGAGAGGUUUCAGUAUUUUCCUAGCUUGUGAUGUUGCCAUUCCAUUUAAGAGCUGCACUUCGCAUCACAUUGUAGGGACAAGCCCAGUGCCAUGGUGGUGUGCCUAGGGAGAGGCCCCAUUCGUAACGGGAAGGGCAAAGAGCACAAGCUAACUCUAUCCCCCGCUGGGGUAUGGGGCCAAAGGAAACAUUUGGCCAUCAGAGAGCUGUCACUGCUGUGUGAACACCUGAGCAAUUCAGGGACUUUGAGGGACCUUAUGCCAAGCCUCAGUGUUUUCUUGCAGAGCUCCCCAGGGAAGAGCAGAGUGCAUUACUGCCCAGAAAGUGCUAACCUCGUCUCAUUCACACAUUGAUCUCCUGACUGCUAAUGAGGUUCACGCAGUUAGAGAUCUACACCUUUCGGUAAUGAUUUCUUUCUUGGACUUGAGGACAUCCCUCUGUCAGCUCGUUCUUUAUUUCUUAUCUGUGUAGUCAAGAUUUUAUCUCCUUGUUCACAACUCCUAGAGAUGUAUUACUUACUAAUAGGGCUGCUACUUCAGUGGCUUCUCUUGAGAAAAUUUGAUAUGUAGCAAGGUGUAUGAGAUGUAGUUCUUGCCCUGCUGACCUACAGCCAGCUUGUGCUGGCAUGCACCAAGUCCAAAUUUCAACACCAACCAGCAACCUGUGGACCAGAAACUGGUCUAUAUGGCUCCAUCUCUUGAGCUAAAAGAGCUUCACUGCGGACUUGCUUCCCAUCAGAGGGUCCUUAAUUUUCUGUAUGGCUAUUCCUAAGAUAUGACGGGUGUAUUUCUACAUCAGUGGGUUGACUACAUGUGAGAAGUCUGCCCCCAAGACCAGGAGAUAAGAAACCAUUGUUUUUAUUGUAGUACUUUGGGUGACACCAUACUAUAUCUUCAGAAGGGAAAGGGUAUGUUUAAGCUCUUGGUACCCCACUUUCUCUCCUGUUUGAAAAAUGAAGAUUUUUAUUACUUGAUUCCUCAUCUCAUAGAUGUGUUCUGAGGCUUAAUUGGUCAUCAUCUAAUGAUGAAAAGAGCUCAUUUGAGCCUGCACACAAUUGAGUCUGCAGGGCAGCAUGACACCCUGCAACAUUGUCACCUAGCAAUGCCUAGUCUAGCACCACACAGGACAUGAAAUUUCCUGUUCUACACAACUCAUUAAGACCCUCAUCCUUAAUUGCUAUGGGGAAGCAUUUUCUCUUGAAGAAGGUGGGGGGAAAAAGAUUUUUGCACAGUUUUGACAUUCUGCUGCCAUAUCACCCCUCAAAAUACAACGUCUCUUUUAAGAGCGCUUCUAACGUUGUGGUCGAAGCCUGCCCCAUGCAGGCAAAGGGAGUAGGACCAUAGGCUCCAUGGGGAGUCUGCCAGUGAGUUAGGACCAAACCUUUGGAGUAGGACAUCCCGCUCAACCCAGCCCUCGGUGAAGUCCACCAAUCCCUGUUGACUUCAGUGAUCACAGUGUGGGAACGACCCCAUCUGAAUUAGGGUAGCUUUAUCUGUUUGUUUCUUCAACUGCUGCAAGGAGAGUCGGAGCCCUGGCUUUGAAGCCAGCGUGCUGGCAGCCUAUUUGCAGUGAUAUUUUGUGUGUUUUGAAGCCUAUGACUGUUCUUAAACAGGAGUAUUUUUAAUUUUUUUUUAUUUGUAGAAGGAAGGACAAGAGUAAUCUGUGGCAAACUGUACAGUAUGUGUCUUCUUGUGGUGUCACUGUUUGAAAGGUAAUUAAGUUUUCAAAUCACUGUGGACAGCUAAUCACUUAAGUUAUUAAUUUAUUCUUUGGGGUUUUGUUGUUUUUUUAAGUAAUUUGAAACAAUUAUUUAUCCUGUAAAUUGAUCUUGAGUGAAACUUAGAUAAUACUUUUUUUGCUGUUAAUAAACAUGGUACCUGCCUGACGUGAAGGUGAUCUCGUUUUUAAGUACUGUAUAUGCAGUGGAAAAGCAACGGGAAAAAUAAAAGAAUAAUAAUAAAAAAGACCUCUCUCA